AUGGCAAAUUCAAAAUACGAGUAUGUGAAGUCUUUCGAGCGGGAUGACAUUUUACUACCCAACACAUGGAUUGUUGUCAGAAUCGACGGUAGAGGGUUCCACAAAUUUUCUGCGCGCUAUGGCUUUGAAAAGCCUAAUGAUUUACGAGCGUUGAACUUGAUGAACGCUGCUGCCAAGGAAGUUAUGAAAGAUCUUUCUGACUUGGUCAUGGCGUACGGCUCUAGCGACGAAUUUAGCUUCGUUUUUCACCGGACCUGCCAGCUAUUUGAAAGACGUAGUAGCAAAUUGGUAUCGACUGUCGUUUCGACGUUUACGGCGCACUAUGUUUAUAACUGGCCCCAGUUCUUCCCUUCGAGUCCUUUAGAGGUAGAGUGGCUACCCACUUUUGACAGCCGAGCUAUACAAUAUCCAAGCCUACAAAACCUGAGAGACUAUAUGAGUUGGCGUCAGGUCGACUGUCAUAUUAAUAACUUAUACAAUACAACAUUUUGGAAUAUGGUGCUACGGGGUGGGAUGAGCAACGUGGAUGCGGAAAGCGCCUUACAGGGGACUGUUUCAUCCGACAAAAACGAACUUCUCUUCUCAAGGUUUGGUAUUAACUACAACAAUGAGCCUGAAAUAUUUAGGAAAGGAAGUGUGUUAUAUCGUGAUUUCGAACAAAAGCAGCUUGAACAAAUUCAAAAAGAGCGGCAGAACGCUGUUCCAAAAGAGAGCCGCAGUGAUAAACCGAAUAAAGAGCAGCCUGAGCUCUCCAAGACCCAGAGGGAACAGCAAAAAAAGCUCCAAAAAAAGGCUGGGAUUGCGGUUGUUCAUGUGGAUAUAGUCAGAGAUGAGUUUUGGGAGCGAAGGCCAUGGAUAGUAUCGAACAAGCCAGGAAAACUUCCAGAAACCUAG
Molecule: messenger RNA, 894 nt
Organism: Ophidiomyces ophidiicola
Lineage: Eukaryota; Fungi; Ascomycota; Eurotiomycetes; Onygenales; Onygenaceae
Gene: THG1
Product: tRNA-His guanylyltransferase
Exons: 8
Coding region: 1-894 (297 amino acids)
Biological process (GO): tRNA modification
Molecular function (GO): magnesium ion binding; tRNA guanylyltransferase activity
Source: RefSeq, a predicted model, not a curated record